AUGAAAUACACCAUUCAUGCAGUCUUGCUAUGGACGCUCAGUUUCCUCCUGUUGUCGCAGCCGAUCACUGCGCAAACCGCAUCGCCUUCUCAGCCGCAAACCAACGGCUCAAGCUCGCCGAAAUUUAACCUCAAGAUGGCGGUGGUAAUGGUGGUUCUCGUAGUUGCAUUCUUCAUCUUGGGCUUCCUCUCCGUCUACACCCGUCAGUGCGCCCAGACCCGCCUCCAGGGGCGCGUGGACCUCGCCCUUCGAAACGGCUCCCUCAUGGCGCGUGGCCUUGACCCCGCUGUCAUCGAAACCUUCCCUGCCUUCAUAUACUCCGACGUCAAGGCGCUCAAGCUCGGCCAGGGCGCUCUGGAAUGUGCCGUAUGUUUACAGGAGUUUCAAGACCAUGAAACGCUUCGUUUGAUCCCCAAGUGCGAUCACGUAUUCCACCCCGAUUGUAUUGACACGUGGCUGCUCUCUCACUCGACUUGCCCGGUUUGCCGGGCUUACCUGGUUCCUAAACCCGGAGAAGAGCCGUACGCUUGGGUUGAUCCGAAUGAAGAGGAUAUCGAGUCGGGUCAAUCUGACACUGCGCCGUGUAGAGCAGAAGCAUCACCACCUUCGCUACCGUCGCAUAUGCCACCCCGCCAAGUGUCAGUUCGGAUAGUGGAAGAUCAAAUCAAAGAGGAGGAAUCUCCAUCUCCAGCACCUCCAGUGUUUAUCAAUCUGGUGAAUGGAAGUGAAGCCUACAAUCAAAGAGGCCCACCUCGGUCUAGGUCAACGGGCUUUGGACCGCCUCGGUCGGGAUCAACCGGGAUGCGAUUUACCAGAGUAUUAUUUCCACGAUCGCAUUCGACCGGACACUCGCUGGUUAAACCGGGUGAGAACGUCGAAAAGUUUACACUAAGGUUGCCGGACGAGGUACGUGCUCAACUUGUGAAUUCAGCGUUGAUUCGUAGCAGGAGUAACAACGUGGCAUUUCCAAGGGCCGGCAGUGUGAGAAAAGAUUUAAGAAGUGAGAGUGGGCGUGGAAAACGCCCCGGUUUGUUUGAGCGGUUUGACCCAAGUUCGCGGUCCAACCGGUCGGGGCGAUCAGGCCGUUGGGCUUUCUCAAUGUUGCCGCCUUUUGUGUCUAGAAACGGGUCUGUUAGGAACCAAAGUGGUGAUAACGACGUUGCAACUCAGUCGGCAGCUGGGCCAUCGGAAUUGAUUAGAGCACCGUUGGACCAUAUUGGCGGCGAUGAACGGUCAGCUGAUACCUUACGGCCAAGGGAUCAAGUUUAAACAAAGGAAUACGUUUAGUUAGUUUGAGUAGAUUGAAAUUUUGUGUACAUAUCCUUUUAAAAUUGAGUUCAUUGUCCUUGUUUUUAUUCAUUUCAAAAGUUUGAAAGAGAAUACGUGUAAGAAAAUGAUGUGAUACCUACCAAUUUUUUUUUUAAAAAAUGGAUAUAAUCGUCCAUUUGUUGUGACAAAAAAUUGAUUACAUUUCCCUUGCUAA
This is a messenger RNA of Pyrus x bretschneideri (Chinese white pear), 1483 nucleotides long. RefSeq names its product RING-H2 finger protein ATL38-like. Bases 1 to 1269 code for a protein of 422 amino acids. NCBI's taxonomy places the organism in Eukaryota, Viridiplantae, Streptophyta, Magnoliopsida, Rosales, Rosaceae. The transcript has a single exon. The record is from RefSeq and is a predicted model, not a curated record.